AUGGUGAAGGAGCACUGCUUGAUGGGCAUAAAAGGAACUGUUCGUAGAAGUACUGAUGGACAUAUAAUUCAUGCUAAUAUUGACACAGAUGUCAUUAUAGCUGAAGAACCUCCUUAUGGUUCAACACAAAAGCCUGAAGAUAUGUACAGGAUUAUUGAGCACUUUGCCCUUGGAAGGAGGAGACUAGAACUAUUUGGUGAAGACCACAAUAUUCGAGCCGGCUGGCUGACUGUUGGUAAAGAAUUGUCGUCUUCAAAUUUUAAUAAAGAGGCAUAUGUGAAAAGUUUUUCGGACAAAGAUGGGAAAGUUUGGCAAGGAGGUGGGGGAAGAAAUCCACCUCCGGAGGCACCUCAUCUGGUGGUGACUACUCCUGAUAUAGAGGCUUUAAGGCCUAAGUCACCAAUGAAGAACCAACAACAAAUGCAGCAGCAGAAUUCAGUAUCCAUUUCUUUGACGACAGGUAGCGGGUCUAACAGAAGGCCUGCUGGGAAUUCACCGCAGAACCCAACUGCACUCGGUGUCAACCCAGAUGCAUCAAGCUCAAACCCAUCUACUCCAGCUCCUUGGGGUUCACCUUUGGAGGGCUUCAAGGGACGUGAAGGCUCUGUAGUGCCCUCAGAUGAUAAAGUAAUCGAUAUGUACGGGUUUCAUGGACCAGCGUCUGCAAGCUAUCUAGAUUUUGAAUCUUACAGACAAAUGAAUAUGUUGUAG
Messenger RNA from Sphenostylis stenocarpa, 711 nucleotides. Lineage: Eukaryota; Viridiplantae; Streptophyta; Magnoliopsida; Fabales; Fabaceae. The record is from the annotation of a GenBank genome assembly.